AACACGACGCGCAACCACCAGCACAUCGACUUACAGUAUAUCUCAUAGAUACUCUCACCUACAUUACCCAUCCAACUAGAACAGUUCAAAAAUGUCGGAUGAGAAGGAACCCAAAGGCUUCCGCACCAAGAUGAUGUCGGUCCUCACUAAGCUCGCUCACGGCUCAGCGCCUUUUCUCUCCGUCUUCUUGCUCGUGCAUCUGUCUGCGCCUAUUUCAGCGAAUGUCGGCGGCUCGCAUGCAGCCUCGAACAUGAUGCUCCUCGGCCGCGAGUACUACCAGACCGAGCUCGGCGAGAAAGCACUCUGGGUCGCUCCGCUCGCCAUCCACGUCCUCUCUGCCUCCGUCAAGCGCCUCAUCGCGCCUACCCGGCUCCGCCCCCUCCGGAGUGCGCUCACCGUCUCCGCAUGGAGCGCGCUCAUCUUCUACCCCGUGCACGUCGCACUACACCGCCUCAUUCCCGAGGACGUGACAAUGCCCAUCGGCGCCGUCGGCCCCUCCGAGCUCGACUGGGAGUUCGUCAAAACCGGACUCGCGCGCUUCCCCAUCCAGAACUGGGCGUUGUAUGCGGGCCUAAUUGCCAGUAUUGCGACGCACUGGAUGGAAGGCGUUAACAUUCUUCGUGCUACAUAUAUGCGCGGUAUGCAGGGUCUGGGACCACGCGGACGCAAGGUCGCGGCGGCUGCCGUUGCGCUGCCUGUCCUUACGGGCCUGUGGUUCGUUUCGAAGGAGCCGCUGCUCGCGUUUGGAAGCUUGAUGGAGAGAUACGAGGCGGUAUUCUUGAAGGUGCCUUUGUUCCAAGUGAAGCUUUGAUCAAUCUCGGAGAACCCAAGCGCAUAGUGCAAUACUGCCUAUAAUAUGAUGAUACCUGUUUCAUGAAUUUCAUUGUAAUUAUUACUGUUCUAGCGUUAAUUGAACAUGUACCUGUGAGAUCUAAAAUGG
Molecule: messenger RNA, 940 nt
Organism: Coniophora puteana RWD-64-598 SS2
Lineage: Eukaryota; Fungi; Basidiomycota; Agaricomycetes; Boletales; Coniophoraceae
Exons: 4
Coding region: 92-811 (239 amino acids)
Biological process (GO): lipid homeostasis
Cellular component (GO): membrane
Source: RefSeq, a predicted model, not a curated record